Molecule: messenger RNA, 1061 nt
Organism: Cyprinodon tularosa
Lineage: Eukaryota; Metazoa; Chordata; Actinopteri; Cyprinodontiformes; Cyprinodontidae
Product: protein lifeguard 2-like
Exons: 12
Coding region: 184-1011 (275 amino acids)
Biological process (GO): negative regulation of apoptotic signaling pathway
Cellular component (GO): endoplasmic reticulum; membrane; Golgi apparatus
Source: RefSeq, a predicted model, not a curated record
UGCGCAGCUUUCUGUCUCAUCAGGCAUCACGGCGCUUUUUAAGUCCUACCUCUGGUCUCCAAGCUGUUAGUCCUCUGCUGAAUUGAAGAGGUGAAACAUCAAGGAAAGAGACACCAGAUCCUCAUCAGCUGAUCGGGAAGGAGACUAAUUCAAUCUGCUGAAGGAGUAGUAAAGACUGACACCAUGACACAGGGCAAGCUCACACUUGCUAACAAGGCAGACGACUCCUCAAGUGGAGAGGCCUUUGUGGCACCAGUUCCCCCCACAUAUGAGGAAGCUAUUGCAGGUGCCAGUGCUCCUUGCUACAAUGAUGAAGAGAUGCUCACAGAGUUCAGCUGGGAUGAUUCCAACAUCAGAAGAGUCUUCAUUCGAAAGGUUUACUCCAUCCUUAUGAUCCAACUUUUGGUCACUUUUGCAAUCGUGGCUCUAUUUACAUUCUGUGAUCCAGUGAAAGACUACAUUCAAACCAACCCUGGAUGGUACUGGGCCUCAUAUGCGGUGUUCUUUGUCACCUACUUGACUCUGUCAUGCUGCUCUGCACCCAGGAGACGCUUUCCAUGGAAUUUUAUCCUUCUUGCCGUCUUUACCUUAUCUCUUUCCUACAUGACUGGAAUGUUGUCCAGCUUCUAUAACACCAAGUCAGUAGUAAUGUGCCUGGGGAUCACAGUAGCAGUCUGUCUCAUAGUUACGGUCUUCAGCUUCCAAACUAAGCUUGAUGUGACCUCAUGCCAGGGUGUACUAUUCAUUUUCUGCAUGGUGAUGCUCGUCUCUGGACUGGUGCUGGCGAUUGUCCUUCCAUUUCAAUAUGUACCCUGGUUGGAUGCCAUUUACGCUGCGCUGGGAGCCAUUCUAUUCACAAUGUUUCUGGCAUUCGACACGCAGCUCCUAAUGGGAAACAAAAGAUACACCAUGAGUCCAGAGGAAUAUGUCUUCGCCACCCUCAACAUCUACCUAGACAUCGUGUACAUAUUCUCCUUCUUCCUCCAGUUAUUUGGCACAAAGAGAGAUUAAACCCGCCCUUCAAUCCUGCAGAUAAGGGCUGUACCAUUCUAAAAAAAAAA